Neoarthrinium moseri is the source of this 705-nucleotide messenger RNA. RefSeq lists its product as uncharacterized. Bases 1 to 705 code for a protein of 234 amino acids. The transcript has 3 exons. The record is from RefSeq and is a predicted model, not a curated record. Lineage: Eukaryota; Fungi; Ascomycota; Sordariomycetes; Amphisphaeriales; Apiosporaceae. Gene Ontology annotation, biological process: rRNA processing; nuclear-transcribed mRNA catabolic process, RNase MRP-dependent; tRNA processing. Gene Ontology annotation, cellular component: nucleolar ribonuclease P complex; cytosol; ribonuclease MRP complex. Gene Ontology annotation, molecular function: ribonuclease MRP activity.
AUGGAGAAGAAAAGGCUCACGUUUCAACUUGACACCCCGUACUCAUCGGUCGAUUGGCCACAGGUCACAGCUGAGGAUCAAGACACAAUACUGGAGCUUCUAUGCAGUCUACUGUCGCCUAUCGGCCGCCACCGUACACAACACAAGCAGCCGUCCAGGGGGAAGGGCGACAAGAAGAGAAAGCGUAGGGAAGCAGAGAAGCCAGACGCUGCUCCUGCGCCACCGCCAGCACCGGAGAUCAGCUCGUACGUUGACGUUGGUCUUUCGACCAUCACACGCAACCUACAGAGUUCCAUCGCGGAGGGCGUCGAUGGUGCCAAGACAGAUGCAGAUGCAUCUAAAACGAGCUUGUAUUCGGUGAUCGUUGUGGCUCGCUCCGGCCAACCCAACAUUCUUCACAGUCAUCUGCCUCAGAUCGUGGCCGUGGCAUCAGAGACGCAUCCCUCGACAGAACCCAUCCGACUCGUUGGAAUCUCAAAAGCCUGUCAGGACCGGCUAUGCGAAGCAUUGGGCAUACCUCGCGUCUCGUGCGUUGGGCUACGGGAAGGGGCACCGAACAGCAAGGCGCUUGUGGACUUUGCCCGCCAACGUGCGCCUCCGAUCGAGGUUACGUGGUUGAAGGAAGCUCAGAAGGCAGAGUUCAGGGAGACAAAGAUCAAGACGGUCGAAACUGUCAUAGGUUCUAAGAAACCCAGUCGCAAAUGA